Verruconis gallopava is the source of this 918-nucleotide messenger RNA. Its product is annotated as ribosomal protein L32. Gene Ontology annotation, cellular component: mitochondrial large ribosomal subunit. The coding region runs from base 78 to 620 and encodes 180 amino acids. Gene Ontology annotation, molecular function: structural constituent of ribosome. NCBI's taxonomy places the organism in Eukaryota, Fungi, Ascomycota, Dothideomycetes, Venturiales, Sympoventuriaceae. Gene Ontology annotation, biological process: translation. The record is from RefSeq and is a predicted model, not a curated record. The transcript is spliced from 2 exons.
CAAACCAUCAUCGUGGUGGAAGCUUUUCUUUGGACGUGUACGCCGACACACGUCCUCCAUUGAAGCAUCACCAAACAAUGGCGGCACGGUUGCUGCCGUUGCAGCCAAUUCUGCAUCUUUUUCAACCCAUCCAAAUUGCGCAGGGAACGCUGCUGCGACAGCCCGCCGUCCGCCGGCUCUUCACGCCUUCCUCGUUCGCGUCACCACUCGCAUUGCCUUUCGCAGCAUUCGCUGGCAUCUCAGAUAUCCUGCGUGAAAUAUGGGACGGCCUGCUACGCGCGGCACCGAAGAAGAAGACAUCGCACAUGAAGAAGAGACAUAGACAAAUGGCGGGCAAGGCUUUGAAGGACGUCACAAAUCUCAGCCGUUGUUCGGCCUGCGGAAGGCUAAAACGCUCACACGUACUGUGCACCUAUUGCGUUGAAGCUGUCCGUACCUACGUCAAGGAGAAGGUGCUCGGCAUUCCGAAGUACGAACUACAAGGUCCACGGAGGGAGGAAAAGUCGACGCACAAUAUUGCAGAGACGGCACCUGGCGCGUGGGAGAUGAUUAAGAAGAGGCGAGAACAGAAAGCAAGGGCUGACGCAAAAGAGAAGAAGAAUGACCGCACUCAAUGGUAACGUCUUAUCGUUAGGCACAGAGCUUUAAUGGUUGAGAAGACGACCUUACUCCCCACCAGGGAGCCCAAAACGUAUUUGGCAUCUGUAUGAGUAUUUGCAUCGUAGCAUAGAUGGACAAAACUGGGUUCAAGAUGCAUUUUAGUGGGCAUGAAAUGGAACCACCUAUAACUAUCUUACAUCACAGGAGUUCAUUUCGCUCUCUACGCUUGUACACAUUCCAAUAGCGUGUGAACCUCAUUUGUAGCACAAAUAUUGAAAUUAGCACAUCAAAGACCUAAUUCAACGUCCAGAUUCAUCG